CAAUCAGCGUCGUCCUAUCCCAUCUAUAAAGUCGGCUGCGAGGCUUCAGGAUCGGACUCCUCUCAGCCGUCCAGAAUGGGGUCCAUGGCGCCCCGGACCCUCCUCCUGCUGCUCGCGGGGGCCUUGGCCCUCACCGAGACCCGGGCGGGCUCCCACUCCAUGAACUAUUUCUACACCUCCGUGUCCCGGCCCGGCCUCGGGGAGCCCCGCUUUAUCGAAGCCGGAUACGUGGACGACACGCAGUUCGUGCGCUUCGACAGCGACGCUGAGAACCCGAGGAUGGAGCCGCGGACGGCGUGGAUUCGGCAGGUGGAUCGGAUGGAUCAGGAGUACUGGGACCGGGAGACACAGCGCAACAAGAACACCGCACAGGUUUUCCGCGGGAACCUUCAGACCGCGCUCCGCUACUACAACCAGAGCGAGGCCGACUCUCACACCUUCCAGUGGAUGUACGGCUGCGAGAUCGGGGCUGACGGGAGCCUCCUCCGCGGGUACAUGCAUUGGGCCUAUGACGGCAAGGACUACAUCUCCCUGAAUGAGGACCUGCGCUCCUGGACCGCGGCCGACAUUGCGGCUCAGAAGACCAAGCGCAAGUGGGAGGCUGCGGGUGUGGCUGAGCACGAGAGGGCCUACCUGGAGGGCGAGUGCGUGGAGUGGCUGCACAGAUACCUGGAGAUGGGAAAGGAAACUCUGCAGAGAUCAGACCCACCCACAGCACAUGUGACUCACCACCCAGUCUCUGACCAGAAGGCCACCCUGAGGUGCUGGGCCCUCGGCUUCUACCCCAAGGACAUCUCACUCACCUGGCAGCGAGAUGGGGAGGACCUGACCCAGGACACAGAGCUGGUGGAGACCAGGCCUUCAGGGGAUGGAACCUUCCAGAAGUGGGCAUCUGUGCUGGUGCCUUCUGGAGAGGAGCAGAGUUACACAUGCCACGUGGAGCAUGAGGGGCUCAGGCAGCCCCUCACCCUGAGAUGGGAGCCUCCUCAGCCCGCUGUGCCCAUGUGGGGAGUCGUCAUUGGCCUAGUCCUCCUGGCAGCUGUGCUCACUGGAGCUGUGGUCGCUGUUGUGAUGAUGAUAAGAAGGAAGCGCUCAGGUGGGAAAGGAGGGAUCUACACUAAGGCUGCAGGUGGGGACAGUUCCCAGGGCUCUGACUCCUCUCUGCCAGUUUGAAAGUGUGAGACAACCGCCUUGUUGCAACAGACAUGCUGAAGUCCUCAUCUUGGUUUUCUUCAAAAAGCCCUGCCCUCCCUUCCUGCCAAGACAUCUGAGUGUGUUCCUGUGGGCACAGUGUGAGGUGGGAGCCUGGCCCUCCCAGCCCAGCACGGGCACCUCUGUCCCUGUCUCAAGUCAGGCGCAUCUGCUGCAGCUUCAUCCUUGCCAGUGCAAUUCAUUCUUUCCAAUUCCAAUCACAAGGUGUGGGUGGGAAAAUUAAAAGAGGAAAUUCCAACAAUUUGACAGAGAAAAUAAACAGAAGCACCAAGAACCUUCCAGAA
Molecule: messenger RNA, 1496 nt
Organism: Ochotona princeps (American pika)
Lineage: Eukaryota; Metazoa; Chordata; Mammalia; Lagomorpha; Ochotonidae
Product: patr class I histocompatibility antigen, B-1 alpha chain-like
Exons: 8
Coding region: 76-1173 (365 amino acids)
Biological process (GO): antigen processing and presentation of endogenous peptide antigen via MHC class Ib; antigen processing and presentation of endogenous peptide antigen via MHC class I via ER pathway, TAP-independent; positive regulation of T cell mediated cytotoxicity
Cellular component (GO): external side of plasma membrane
Molecular function (GO): peptide antigen binding; signaling receptor binding
Source: RefSeq, a predicted model, not a curated record